Tupaia belangeri chinensis (Chinese tree shrew) is the source of this 1658-nucleotide messenger RNA. It is a transcript of the gene AMHR2, whose product is annotated as anti-Mullerian hormone receptor type 2. The transcript is spliced from 11 exons. Gene Ontology annotation, biological process: cellular response to growth factor stimulus; BMP signaling pathway; protein phosphorylation. Gene Ontology annotation, cellular component: plasma membrane; signaling receptor complex. Gene Ontology annotation, molecular function: transforming growth factor beta receptor activity; ATP binding. Bases 80 to 1579 code for a protein of 499 amino acids. Lineage: Eukaryota; Metazoa; Chordata; Mammalia; Scandentia; Tupaiidae. The record is from RefSeq and is a predicted model, not a curated record.
GGGCCCCGUGUCUGAAGGAAGCUCUGGCCGGACAGCUUGUGUGGCCAAUGCUCUCCUCUAGCUGCCAUCCUUCCUCAGGAUGCUGGGGACUCUGGGGCUUUGGGCAUUGCUUCCCGCAGCCGUGCAAGCACCCCCAAACAGGCGGAUCUGCGUGUUCUUUGAGGCCCCAGGAGUGCAGGGAAGCACAAGGACACUAGGAGAGCUGUUAGAUGCAGGACCAGGGCCCCCCAGGAUUGUCCGCUGCCUCUACAGUCGCUGCUGCUUUGGGAUCUGGAACCUGACCCAAGACCGGGCGCAGGUGGAGAUGCAAGGAUGCCGGGACAGUGAUGGGCCAGGCUGUGAGUCCCGCCAUUGUGACCCAAGCCCCCGAGCCCAGCCCAGCCCUGCCUCCACUCUCUUCACCUGCUCCUGUGGCACUGACUUCUGCAAUGCCAAUUACAGCCAUCUGACUUCUCUGGGGAAACCUGGGACUCCUGGCUCCCAGGGUCCCCAGGCUGCCCCAGGUGAGCCCAUGUGGAUGCAGGUUCUGUUGCUGCUGGGACUGCUCCUCUUCCUCCUGCUGCUGCUGGGCAGCAUCAUCCUGGCCCUGCUACAGAGAAAGGCGUAUGGAGUGCGAGGUGGGCCAGAGCCAGAGCCAGAGCCAGAGCCAGAGCCUGAGCCAGGCAGAGCCUGGAGUGAGGCGCUGCCGGAGCUGCCUGAGCUGUGCUUCUCCCAGGUAAUCCAGGAAGGAGGUAACACAGUCGUGUGGGCUGGGAGGCUGCAAGGUGAGCUGGUAGCCAUCAAGACCUUCCCACCGAGGGCUGUGGCCCAGUUCCAAGCUGAGAGAGCACUGUAUGAGCUGCCAGGCCUACGGCAUGACCAUAUUGUCCGCUUCAUCGCUGCCAGCUGGGGGGGUCCUGUUCCCUUGCCCUCCGGGCCCCUGUUGGUACUGGAACUGCACCCCAAGGGCUCCCUCUGCCACUUCUUGACCCAGUACACCAGUGACUGGGCAAGAUCCCUGCGGAUGGCACUGUCCCUGGCCCAAGGUCUGGCAUUUCUCCACGAGGAGCGCUGGCAGGAUGGUCAGUAUAAACCAGGGAUCGCGCACCGAGAUCUGAGCAGCCAGAAUGUGCUCAUUCGGGAAGAUGGCUCAUGUGUCAUUGGAGACCUGGGCCUUGCCCUGGUGCUCCCCAGCCACACCCAGCCCCCUGCCUGGGCCCCUGCUGAGCCCCGAGGCCCAGCUGCCAUCAUGGAGGCUGGCACCCAGAGGUACAUGGCCCCAGAGCUCUUGGACAAGACUCUGGACCUACAGGACUGGGGCCUGGCCCUCCGGCGAGCUGAUGUUUACUCUCUGGCUCUACUCCUGUGGGAGAUUCUGAGCCGCUGCCCAGACUUGAGGCCUGCAGACCACCACCCUUCCAACUGGCGUAUGAGGCAGAACUGGGCAGCACCCCCACCACCUGUGAGCUAUGGGCCUUGGCAGUGGAAGAGAGGAGGCGCCCCUACAUCCCAUCGGCCUGGGGCUGCUUUGCUACAGACCCUGGUGGACUACGGGAGCUCCUCGAGGACUCUUGGGAUGCAGACCCAGAAGCACGGCUGACAGCCGAGUGUGUACACCAGCGCCUGGCUGCCCUGGCUCAUCUGCAGGGGACCCCUCCUUUCCCAUGGGGCUGUCCACA